AUGGUUCGCUCGGCCGCAUCCCGGACUCUCCGGGCAUUCGCCGCAGCCCCGGAGCAAGGCCGGCUCCGCUGUCGGGCUGCGCCUUCCUCGCGCCGGUCCCUGCAGACCUCGGCCCACCGCCACGCCGUCGCCCUCGCCAGCAAGGCUCGGCACCCGGACGCCGACCCCGCGGAGGAGGAGGAGGAGCCCGCAAAACCCUCCUCCUCCUCUUCUUCUUCUUCUUCGCGCAGCGUCACCGUCCAGGACGUGCUCGAGCGCCGCGCCAGGGCAGGCCGCCUCGUCGCCGGCACGGCCGCCUACUCGGACAGCGACAUGUUCAAGGCGCCGCCGCACCCGUCCAAGCCCCGCGCCGCCCGGUGGGACCACCACCUCAGCGCCGAGAGCGCCGCCCGCGAGCCCUGCGUGCUCAAGUCGGCCGCCGCCAAGCACCUCGGGCGGCCGGGGCUCAUCUCCCUCGGCGGCGGCCUGCCCUGCCCGGAGUACUUCCCCUUCGAGUCCAUCAGCAUGCGCGUGCCCCGCGCGCCGCUCUUCUCCGAGCGGGAGACGGCCGAGUCCGGCGUCGACGUGACGAUCGGCAAGUACGACGCCUCCGCCGCCGGGGGAGAGGACAAGGUGUACGACCUGUCGAUCGGGCUCAACUACGGGCAGGCGACGGGGUCGGCGCAGAUGCUGCGCUUCGUGACGGAGCACACCGAGAUCGUGCACGACCCGCCCUACGCCGACUGGCGGUCCUGCAUGACGGUCGGCAGCACGGGCGCGCUGGAGCAGGCCUUCCGGAUGCUGUGCGACCGGGAGCGGGGCGACAGCAUCCUGACGGAGGAGUUCAGCUUCUCGACGGCGCUCGAGACGGCGGCCCCGCUGGGCGCCAGGAUCGUCGGCGUCCCCGUCGACGAGGAGGGCCUGGUCCCGGCGCGCAUGGACGAGAUCCUGACCGGCUGGAGGCCCGAGGAGCGGGGCGGGAUGCGGAAGCCGCACGUGCUGUACACGGUGCCCAGCGGCCAGAACCCGACGGGCACGACGCAGGGCGAGCAGAGGCGCCGGGAGGUCUAUGACGUGUGCUGCAAGCACGACGUGUACAUCAUCGAGGACGAGCCCUACUACUUCCUCCAGAUGGACCCGUACGCCGGGCCGGAGGCCGCUGCCGGCGGCGGCAAGGAGCCGGCGACCACGACGGCGGCGCCCGUCGACCCGGCGCAGACGCCCGUCGACGAGUUCCUCGACCGGCUGAUCCCCUCGCUGCUGAGCAUGGACCGCGACGGCCGCGUCCUGCGCCUCGACUCCUUCUCGAAAGUGGUCGUGCCCGGGUCGCGCCUCGGCUGGGUCACGGCCUCGGAGCAGAUGGUCGAGCGCUUCCUGCGGCACGCCGAGGUCGCCAACCAGGGGCCCGCGGGCUUCUCGCAGCUCGUCCUGCACCGCCUGCUCGACGAGGAGUGGGGCCACGAGGGCUACCUGCGCUGGCUGAUGCGGAUGCGCCGCGAGUACACGGCGCGCCGGGACGUCAUGCUCGCCGCCUGCGACGAGGCCCUGCCGCGCGAGGUUGUGAGCUGGAACGCGCCCGCGGCGGGCAUGUUUCAUUGGCUCAAGGUCGACCACACGCAGCACCCGGACGCCGGGAGCAAGAGCAUCGUCGAGAUCGAGGAGGACAUCUUCGACCGGUGCAUCGACAAGGGCGUGCUGGUGGCCCGGGGCUCGUGGUUUGUCGCCGAGCACGGGCGCCCGCCGACGAACCUCUUCUUCCGGGCGACCUACGCCGCCGCCCAGCCGGACAAGAUGACCGAGGCGAUCCGCCGGUUCGGCAAGGCGGUGCGGGAGAGCUUCCGGCUGUGA
This is a messenger RNA of Thyridium curvatum, 1827 nucleotides long. RefSeq lists its product as uncharacterized. NCBI's taxonomy places the organism in Eukaryota, Fungi, Ascomycota, Sordariomycetes, Thyridiales, Thyridiaceae. The transcript is spliced from 2 exons. Gene Ontology annotation, molecular function: pyridoxal phosphate binding; L-2-aminoadipate:2-oxoglutarate transaminase activity; aromatic-amino-acid:2-oxoglutarate transaminase activity. Gene Ontology annotation, biological process: aromatic amino acid catabolic process; L-tyrosine biosynthetic process. The record is from RefSeq and is a predicted model, not a curated record. The coding region runs from base 1 to 1827 and encodes 608 amino acids.